UUGUUCCGCCCCCGGCCUCCCGCCCUUCCCCUUCCCGCCCGCUCCCCUUUUCCCCUCAGUCGCCUCGCGCCUGCAGUUUUUGGCUUUCACCCCCAACAGUGACCAAAGACUUGACCACUCAAAGUCCAGCUCCCUGUAACACUGCUCGACAUGGACACCGGUGUGAUUGAAGGUGGAUUAAAUGUCACUCUCACCAUCCGGCUACUUAUGCAUGGAAAGGAAGUUGGCAGUAUCAUCGGAAAGAAAGGAGAAUCCGUUAAAAAGAUGAGAGAGGAGAGUGGUGCACGUAUCAACAUCUCAGAAGGAAAUUGUCCUGAGAGAAUUAUCACUUUGGCUGGACCCACUAAUGCCAUCUUCAAAGCCUUUGCUAUGAUCAUUGACAAACUGGAAGAGGACAUCAGCAGUUCUAUGACCAAUAGUACAGCUGCCAGUAGACCCCCAGUCACUCUAAGGCUGGUGGUUCCUGCUAGUCAGUGUGGCUCUCUCAUUGGAAAAGGUGGUUGCAAGAUCAAGGAAAUACGAGAGAGUACAGGGGCUCAGGUCCAGGUGGCUGGGGAUAUGCUCCCCAAUUCAACUGAGCGGGCCAUCACUAUUGCUGGCAUUCCGCAAUCCAUCAUUGAGUGUGUCAAACAGAUCUGCGUGGUCAUGUUGGAGUCCCCUCCGAAGGGCGUGACCAUCCCGUACCGGCCCAAGCCGUCAAGUUCUCCAGUCAUCUUUGCAGGUGGUCAGGACAGGUACAGCACAGGCAGCGACAGUGCGAGCUUUCCCCACACCACCCCGUCCAUGUGCCUCAACCCUGACCUGGAGGGACCACCUCUAGAGGCCUAUACCAUUCAAGGACAGUAUGCCAUUCCACAGCCAGAUUUGACCAAGCUGCACCAAUUGGCAAUGCAACAGUCUCAUUUUCCCAUGACGCAUGGCAACACCGGAUUCAGUGGCAUUGAAUCCAGCUCUCCAGAGGUGAAAGGCUAUUGGGCAGGUUUGGAUGCAUCUGCUCAGACUACUUCUCAUGAACUCACCAUUCCAAAUGAUUUGAUUGGCUGCAUAAUCGGGCGUCAAGGCGCCAAAAUCAAUGAGAUCCGUCAGAUGUCUGGGGCGCAGAUCAAAAUUGCGAACCCAGUGGAAGGAUCUACUGAUAGGCAGGUUACCAUCACUGGAUCUGCUGCCAGCAUUAGCCUGGCUCAAUAUCUAAUCAAUGUCAGGCUUUCCUCGGAGACGGGUGGCAUGGGGAGCAGCUAGAACAAUGCAGACUCAUCCAUAAACCUUUUCUGCUGUUCACCUCCACCACCCAUGAUCCAUCUGUGUAGUUUCUGAACAGUCAGCGAUUCCAGGUUUUAAAUAGUUUGUAAAUUUUCAGUUUCUACACACUUUAUCAUCCACUCGUGAUUUUUUAAUUAAAGCGUUUUAAUUCCUUUCUCUGUUCAGCUGUUAAUGCUGAGAUCAUAUUUAGUUUUAUAAGCUUCCCCCUUUUUUUGUGGGUUUUUUUUUGGCUCAUGAAUUUUUGUUUGUCAUGGAAAAUGUAAGAGUGGAAUAUUAAUACAUUUCAGUUUAGUUCUGUAAUGUCAGGAAUUUUUCAAAAAAAUAUUAAAAGAUGGACUGGAGCUUUUUCUUUGUGAAUAGAAACUGGAUGCCACAGUGAUUCAUGUGGGUUUGA
Dipodomys ordii (Ord's kangaroo rat) is the source of this 1654-nucleotide messenger RNA. It is a transcript of the gene Pcbp2, whose product is annotated as poly(rC) binding protein 2. Bases 151 to 1239 code for a protein of 362 amino acids. Gene Ontology annotation, molecular function: single-stranded DNA binding; mRNA binding. The transcript has 15 exons. Gene Ontology annotation, cellular component: nucleoplasm; nucleus; cytoplasm. The record is from RefSeq and is a predicted model, not a curated record. Gene Ontology annotation, biological process: regulation of gene expression; regulation of RNA metabolic process. NCBI's taxonomy places the organism in Eukaryota, Metazoa, Chordata, Mammalia, Rodentia, Heteromyidae.